This is a messenger RNA of Entrophospora sp. SA101, 121 nucleotides long. The record is from the annotation of a GenBank genome assembly. NCBI's taxonomy places the organism in Eukaryota, Fungi, Glomeromycota, Glomeromycetes, Entrophosporales, Entrophosporaceae.
AGGAGUUGCAAGAGAUUUAGAAAUUAAAGAAGUAGAUGAUACAAUUUUAGAACAGAUAAACUAUAGAUGGCAUGACCCUAUAAUGACUGCUUUGGCUGCAACUUUUAGACCCAUGAUUUAA